AUGUCGGAUACGACUCCGCUCCGCUCCGAGCCGCCACGCCGGACGGACUUGGUUCGCCCCGGACUGCCUGCCAAUGCGAUGCCCCCGGACAAGGAAUCUGCGAAUGCCGAUGUCUCACCAGCACUGGCUUGGGCCUCCGGGCCUAUCUCGUACGAGGAAAAUCAGAUGAUAAAGGGCUGA
Messenger RNA from Aspergillus melleus, 180 nucleotides. RefSeq lists its product as uncharacterized. Bases 1 to 180 code for a protein of 59 amino acids. Lineage: Eukaryota; Fungi; Ascomycota; Eurotiomycetes; Eurotiales; Aspergillaceae. The transcript has a single exon. The record is from RefSeq and is a predicted model, not a curated record.